Messenger RNA from Mycotypha africana, 928 nucleotides. RefSeq names its product 60S ribosomal protein L12. The transcript is spliced from 3 exons. Gene Ontology annotation, cellular component: ribosome; cytosolic large ribosomal subunit. Gene Ontology annotation, molecular function: large ribosomal subunit rRNA binding; structural constituent of ribosome. Lineage: Eukaryota; Fungi; Mucoromycota; Mucoromycetes; Mucorales; Mycotyphaceae. Bases 107 to 604 code for a protein of 165 amino acids. The record is from RefSeq and is a predicted model, not a curated record. Gene Ontology annotation, biological process: translation.
CCCUUCCUUCUCAUCAUAUCACAGGUAAAUAAACAUACAACAAUCCAUCCAUCCAUAUCGUUAUCAAUCUAACCAUUAUAUACGUAUCGCAUGAAAUAAUCAUAGUAUGCCUCCUAAAUUCGAUCCUAACGAAGUCAAGAUCAUCUAUCUCCGUGCCACUGGUGGUGAAGUUGGUGCCUCCUCUGCUCUUGCCCCCAAGAUCGGUCCUCUUGGUUUAUCCCCCAAGAAAGUUGGUGAAGAUAUUGCCAAGGGCACCAAGGACUGGAAGGGUCUCCGUGUUACUGUUCAAUUGACCAUUCAAAAUCGUCAAGCUCAAGUUUCUGUUGUCCCCUCUGCUUCUUCUUUGGUCAUCAAGGCUCUUAAGGAACCUGUCCGUGACCGUAAGAAGGAAAAGAACAUCAAGCACAGCGGUAACAUUUCUUUAGAUGAUGUGAUCGAAAUUGCCCGUACCAUGCGUUUCAAGUCCUUGGCUCGUGAAUUGUCUGGUACUGUCAAGGAAAUCUUGGGUACUGCUUUCUCUGUUGGUUGUACUGUUGAUGGUCAAAACCCUAAGGACCUUUGUGCCGCUAUUGAUGCUGGUGAAGUUGAAAUUCCUGAAAAAUAAUCAACUCCUCAACUCACAUUACCAAAAGCAGCAUUAUACACUUCAUGGUAUAAGAGCAGCAAAUCAAAUAACCAACGCACCUCAAAUUUGCAACCCUUUGUUUCAUUUGUUUCUACAAUUAAAUAUAUUCUGUUUCUUUUUGAUGUAAAAUAAACGUAAAAAAAAAGAAAUCAGGCUUUUUAGGCAUGCACACGAUAUUGUGAACAGGAGACCUGAAAAUAACGAAAUCUGCACUGACAAUGACGACGACGAAAUUUAAAGUUUUUUAGUUUUUCUUUUCAAAGUUCAUUGGAUGACACUAGAUCAUGAUUGAUAAAAAUGGGG